AUGGCCGGGAAGAAGGAGGCCGCGAAGAGGGAGCUGCGGGAUAUCGAGAAUAUCCUGCAGGGUAUCUACGACCCUAGGAAGUUCGAGGGCGUAGAAAGGAAGAAAAAGGUGAGGGAGUUGCAGGAACAGAUCCCCCAACUCCCCACCCGGGAUCUUGUUGCCAAGGUGAUAAAAUACAGCAGCAAGAUCGAUGAGGCGGCCAAGAGGAGCCAAAAUUUGAAAGGCACCUUCGUUGGCCUCAUAAGGGACGGGGCCCUGUAUACCAGGGUCGCCGUGGAUGCCCUGUCCACAAGGCUGAGGGGGGAGGCGAGUGAGAGAGAAGAGCAGAUGAGGGAGGAGCUGGCUUCCCUCAAAGCUCAGGUCGCCGGCCUCCUGAGGGAGAAGGAGGAGCGAGACCGGAGAAGGAUGCCGCCGCCGCCCCCCCCCGGCCCUCUACUGGCGGGACGGCACGCCACCCCGCCGGAAGAGAAUGUAAGGGAGGAGGAAAUGCCGGAGGUGGGCGACGACAGCCUACCGACGGAGACUCCUCCCCCCGGGGAAAGAGCGGCCGCUCCUCCCCCUGAGAAGAGGACCUGGGACGUCGUCACGCCGAGUGCGGCUGGCACGUCCCGGGCCUCGACAUCAAGAGCGGCACGCUCGAGAACGAGGAAGGAGAGGUCCGUUUCAAGGAAAAGGGCCAACCCGGAAACCUCUGCGAAGGAUCCCCCUCGGCCUCCCCCCCGUGCCCCGCAGCAAAACGCGGGGAAGCCCCUGACAGGUAUGGCGGGGAACAUCACGGGGGAGGAGAUCGAGAGGAGGAUGGAGGAGAUCGUCGGUCGAUCUCAACAGGAGAUCGACCAGCGCCUCCAACGCAUGGAGGAGAUGAUCAGGACCCUGGUCGACGGCGGGGCCCGUGAUAGCGGCCCUGCGGCGGACCCCACCGCCCCUCGAAAGGGGGGAGGGGGCGCCGUUAGGGACCGCCCGGUUCCCGGGACCAACCAGGGAAAGGGAUCUAAGGGAAGCAAAGAUCCCCCAAAGGAGGCAGCGAACGCUGUAGGGGGGUAG
Molecule: messenger RNA, 1044 nt
Organism: Vollenhovia emeryi
Lineage: Eukaryota; Metazoa; Arthropoda; Insecta; Hymenoptera; Formicidae
Product: serine/arginine repetitive matrix protein 1-like
Exons: 1
Coding region: 1-1044 (347 amino acids)
Source: RefSeq, a predicted model, not a curated record